CCGUUUAGGCGGAAGUGUUUUGAAACUAAACUAGGCAAGAAUUUAGUGUAAUAGUACGUGUUCUAAGCGUUUUUACGCAUUUUUAAAGCUAAGGGCAGUUUGCGAAUAAAGAGAAACUGUCUGUAUUCGCUUUAUAUAAGAUUAGUUUAUACAAGACUAUCAAAACCUUGCGAGGUUUUGUUUCUCUGUUCGGGAUUAGCUGCUUUAACUGGACUUCAUGGAUUGGAUUGGGUUCGGUUAUGCUCUGUUUGUGUUAGCAGGAGGAGUCAUAGGUUAUGCUAAAGCAGGCAGCAUCACCUCUCUGGUCGCCGGUAUCGUCUGCGGCUUGGCGGCUGCGGUUGGAGUUUAUCUGACGUCUAGAAAUCCCAGGAAUGUUUGGCUUUCAUUGGGCACAGCGGGAACUUUGGCUGUAGUGAUGGGACUGAGAUUUGUAAACUCCUGGAAGUUCAUGCCGUCUGGUUUGAUGACUUUAGCGAGCGUGCUGAUGCUGACGAAGAUCAUCUUUGGAAUGCUGAAGUUGAGGCAGCACAAAUCUUGAACUUGGAUUUAAAUUUUGAAUAUGGAUUGUGAAACAUUUCCAGCUGUAUCGUUUUGUUUUACAGUCUGUUGUAAAAAGUGA
Molecule: messenger RNA, 619 nt
Organism: Gambusia affinis (western mosquitofish)
Lineage: Eukaryota; Metazoa; Chordata; Actinopteri; Cyprinodontiformes; Poeciliidae
Product: transmembrane protein 14C-like
Exons: 4
Coding region: 218-538 (106 amino acids)
Biological process (GO): regulation of heme biosynthetic process
Cellular component (GO): mitochondrial membrane
Source: RefSeq, a predicted model, not a curated record